GUCAGGAGGUAGCUGAUGAUUGGCACCUUCGCGUUUCCUCUCUGGGCGGAGGAGUUUUGGCCCUGGGAGGCCACCGUUUCGCAGCGAUUCUGGCACCACCAGCAUGGCGGUGGCGUUGUCAAUGUCAGCGGCUCGGAGGCAGCUUGUGAGGGGGAGAGGCGCGUUCGCUGCCUGCCUGACUCCGGCCAGGUCUUGCACUGCAGGUCACUGAGCACUUCCACAUGGCGGCUGGCACACGACCAAGCUCAAGACACGCAACUCAUCACAGUUGAUGAAAAAUUGGAUAUCGCUCCUUUAACUGGCAUUCCAGAGGAGCACAUAAAAACCAGAAAAGUUCAGAUUUUUGUCCCAGCACGUAAUGCCAUGCAGGCCGGUGUCAACAACACGAAGAAAUGGAAGCUAGAAUUUGAUACCAGAGAGCGCUGGGAAAAUCCUUUAAUGGGCUGGGCAUCUACUGCUGAUCCUUUGUCCAACGUGGUUCUAGCUUUCUCUACUAAAGAAGAUGCUAUUGCCUUUGCUGAAAAAAAUGGCUGGAGCUAUGAUGUUCAAGAGAGGAGGAUUCCAAAGCCUAAAUCCAAGUCUUACGGUGAAAACUUUUCUUGGAACAAAAGAACAAGGGUGUCCACGAAAUAGGUUGGCAUUGGCUAUCUCUCUGUCUGACUGUGAAUAAAGUCAGCUGUGCUGUAUUUAUAGUCUAUGUAUAAUACAUCUCUUAAUCUCCUAAUAAAUUUGACCUUUAAACUACA
Chelonoidis abingdonii (Abingdon island giant tortoise) is the source of this 746-nucleotide messenger RNA. NCBI's taxonomy places the organism in Eukaryota, Metazoa, Chordata, Testudines, Testudinidae. The record is from RefSeq and is a predicted model, not a curated record.